GGGCUGGGAGGGCUCGGCGCUGCCUCUUUGCUCCUGGCGGGAGGCGUUUGUGAGACUGCGGGCAGCUCGGCGUGCCCCGCGCCUGCCAAGCGUUUGCCUCGCGUCCUGCGUAAUUGACGCUCUGGCACGCUGCUGCUUCACCUUCUCGAGCUGAAAUAUUAAACAGUAGUAGGAGUCGCAGGCGGUAAACAAACCGGGAGUCAGCGCUGCCUCCUCCCAGCGGCUGCCCCGGAGGAUGGGGUCGCGUCGUGGGGGCUUCCAGAGCCACGUCUUCCUGCAGGAAUCGCCCGGGACAGGCGGCUCUGGAAGCUCCCCGCUCCACACAACACUCCGACUAGAAAGAAUAAAGCCAGACACUUGCUUAUUAGUUGAAUUUAUGUUGCUUGCCUUGCCUGGGACAGUCAGUACAUGACCUCAAGGUGUGGAUAAUGGAGGUAAUAAUAGUCCGAUCUGAAGUAAGCAGCAAAUGUAAAAUAAUUAGGGAUCUUGACCUCCUCCUUCUGAGAACAAAUGUCCGUCCGCGGUGCGCCGAAGACACCGAAGAAGACCGUAGGUUCUUUUAUUCUCCUGUAGAGGUCUUAUAAUUAAGGCUUCUGGGAGCGAAGUUGAGAUAUUUGAACAUUAAAGGGUAGGGAGGGAUUUCUCAAACUUAGAAUUUCUGGGAGAAAACUUCCAGCGCUUGCUAAAUAAUUCAAACAGUUGGAGAGAAAUCAGAUUGCAGUAAGUGCAUAAACAGGAGGUCUCCGCGUAGCUGUACGGGGCCCGCUGUGGCAAAGCAUGUCGUUUGUCUUUGGAAGAGGCUGGGCACUUGCACGGCUUUCCCAAGGACACCUGUGCUUCCAAACCCCGGUGUUCACGCUCUCUUUUAAACCAAACUUUUGCAGCUGCCAGAACCGAGCCUGCCUGGGAACGCCCGCCCGGUGCCGCUGGGUUUUGCCACCGAGGGCACCGGCACCGGGUGGGUUCUGGCGCUCCGGGAGCGGGGAGCUUCGUUUCCAGGCUCCUGCAUGGGCAAAGGGCCCCGUGCACCGCCUGGGGGUGGCCGUGGGGUGGUGUCCCCAUCCUCGAGUUGCCCUCGCUGGGUUUUUACAGGUUUGGUUUGCUCAGAGCUCCUCCUUCCUUUCUCAGCCACCCUGCCCGUCACUAGGAGAUGGGCACGGUUAAAUAAGAUCCUUUGUCGGGUGAACUCCAACAGCGGCUGCUUACACGAGUCCAGAGAACAGAAAUCCUCUCGCCCUGCCCAAGCCCUUCUGGAAAGCUCAGAGGGGUCGGGCCAAGACCUGGAGCUGUGGUGCUGAGCCACAUGGCUCAUGGUCAGCGGCACCACCGAUGGGUGCACGGGGAAGGGCCAAAAAGCUCCUGCGAGGGCCUGCUCUUUGCAGUCCGGGAGGGGUUUGGGUUUGCUUCAGAGAAACCUCUGGACUUGUGUGUGUGCUUAUCCGAGUCGGGAUGCAAACCAUCUCGCGCUGGAAUGGAAAUAUUUAUUUUAGACCGUCUUAUUAUAAAGUCAGAUUUCCCUGCCAGGCCUUCUGGAGGGCUGGAGCUGGGCUGCGUACCUCUGCAGAUAUGUACUUUAUUUGAAAGCUGGCUUUAUUGACAUAAUAGCACUUAAAUUGGUACAUGGCUCUCGGAUGCGAUAGGCGGGCGUGUUAUAAAGGAUUGUGUGGAACCAUUGGAUUGUGGAUAAACAUAGCAAAACAACCCUGCAAAACGAUGAUGUGACUGUGCUGUUGGUUUGCUCUGUACAAUGCCUGUGUUUAAAAAUACCCAGGCCUGACAAAAUGGGGUUAGAAUGAGGCUUCAGCCUUAGGUCUGAAUUUUUCCCAGGUUUUAUGAGCCAGGCGGAUUUUUAGUGGGACCUGCAGCGGGGAAAACAGCUGGGCUGGGCUGAAAGGAGUGGGUCCCGGGGAGCCCCAGUGAUGCUGGGGAGCGCGGGGCAGAAGAACUGAAAGGAAGGGCAGCACUUUAAUUGCUUUUUCUUUUCUUUUUUAAUUUUAUUUUACAUUUCUUUGAGUCUAGUCGAAUGAAAUGACAGAAGCAAAAUGCAAACAUUCCGCUGAAAUAUAAAAAUAAAAUAAAACUUUAUCAGGAAAAUAAACUGCAUUGGAGGUUCCCCAGCGAACCUAACGGCCAGAGAGCUCCGCACCGUGCUGCAGUCAGCCCUGGGUUUGAGCCGGGGGCUUUUUGCCACCUGAGCAUCCCUCGGGGUCUGCAGCACCUCGGGAGGUCGAGGCAGGGCCGAUGGCCUCCCGCUGUCACCGGGCUUAAACAAGUUUGGAUGGAAACACCUAAAGGGUGUGUGUGGCGCAGGGCUCUUCUUAAUCGAGCCUGUGCAGAAAUUGAGAAAUAGGUUAAGCAUGCUAAAGAGGGUGAGGCUGUUGGUUUUCUCUACCUGACUUUAUUUGCGAAGUGACAGGAAUUUUGACAGCCUUUGUGUCUUUUUUAGCAAAUCAAGUGUCAUGCCAGGUUUGCCUGUGGAUGAGAUCAUUUGCAAAAUAUGCUUCCCAGCUUGCUUCAGGCAUAAUUCAUUGUGUCAACUGCAAUUGCUCAUUUGCUAGGAACUGUGAUUCAUUAGCGAUUUUUUUUAAGUUCAACUUGUUUUUAAGCAAAUGUUUGGAGGCAGAACAGAAAAUUGAAAAAAAAAAAAUACAUUAAAUCCUACAGCGUUUGUACCCACAAAUGCUGCCAUUAAGGGAAAACUUGUUAACGUGACACGAUCCCGGGCAGGGAGAAGCAGUCCCGGGGAGAGCUCAGCUGGGCGGCGUUGCGCUCCUUUUUGUCAUGUGAUGGCUCCUAAAUGGGGACGGAGGUAAUAAAAAUCAUCCUGCGGGGACAGCCUGUGCCGCGAGGAGCUGCGGGUGGAUGGAGGGAGCUCGCCGGGCUCCCUUCCUCUGCCGGAGGCGUCUCGGUGGGCUGAAGCCCCUGGGGACAGCGGCAGGACGGGCGCCUGCAGCUGCUCGCAGGACUUGGGCCAUGCGCGUGCCGAGCGCGGUCGUUUGUUCGCUGCGGUGACGGAGACCCUCCGAAGCUCGCCGCCCCUUGAAAUGAAGAUAAAUAGCUCUUGGCACGGGCUCGGUGCUCCAUGUGCUCCCAGCGCUGCUUGCAGGCAGCCUGCUUCUGCUUCAGCCUUUUGCAGGUCCUCGCGUCAGACUUUUUUCUUUUUUAAAUUUGCAUGUCAAGUACAUUUUUAUGUUUCGUUUCCUAUCAAGGCAAAUAUUUCAGUGCAUUUUUUCCCUUAGGUGGGUGGAUGGGGCGGAGAAAUCGCUGCUGCUGCUGCUUCAGCAGCCACCAGCUGCCCUCCAGUAACAAACCGGCGUGGGGGGGCUGCAUAAAUGGGUGCGGUUUUCAGAAAAAAAGACGGAUUUUCAAACUUCUGGGCGAUUCCGAUCUGUCCACUUAAACACAAGUAACUUGGCAGGUCCGACCCCAUCCUGAUGCAAUGAUUCUCUACAGGACAGUCUUGAAAUGUGCUUUUUCCUCGCUCUCCCCUCCCGGUGAAGCUUCCUGACGUGCCGGGUGGGGGGAGCGUGGGGUGGCUGCGUGCCCGGCGCUGCCGGCCGGCCGCCGAGCGCGGCGCCAGGAGCAGGCGGCAGCAGCGCGGCGGGGAGGUGGCCCCGUCGGGGUGGCCAUAUAUAGGCACCGGGGCGAGAUGCAGCGCCUCGCCUCGCCGUCACCCCGCCGAGAUACGGCCGGCAUCGGGAUCUGUAAAUCACGAGGGAAAAAGGGAGGAAAAAUCCUCCUUCCUCGCGGCGUCCGAUUUGUGGCGGUUGGGGCUCUUCGAGAUCCGUCGGGCCGGGGGAGGAGACGGAUGUGUUUCAUCCCGGGGUGUCUGGAGCUGGAAUUUCGGCAGCAGGUUGAGGAAUAGCGUGUGUGAAGCGUUGCGAGUUAAAUAUGACCGAGCUUGUGCUUCGUCAGGCUCGUGGGCCCGAUGGCAGCGCAGUUGUGUGGAAAGGGUCCUGUGUUCUGGUGCCAGCGCUGGCUGGGCUCCACGAGCGCGUUCGUAUCAUGAUAUCCACUGGGGAAGCAUAUGGCAGCCUCGGUUAUAUAUAUUGUGUGGGGGUACAUAUUUCACAUGCCAGUUCUCGCUGUCAUAGGACAAACAUUUACGCUCCGAUUAUAUGAGGCAUUAGAAAAACAAGAGCAGGGUUGGAGAAUACCAUAAUUUCCUGCAGAGAUGUUGCAAAAGACGCUGUUCAGCGAAGAUACAGCAGUGGCAAAACCGAGGAGCGAUAAUGUUCCGUCCUCAGUGCUUUCCAGCGUGCCAAGCUGUGAAGGGAUUACGCUGCGCAGAGGCGCGAGAUGCAGAUGUGCCCUACUUUGGAUAUCCCUGCAUUGAAUGUCUGAGGAGCUCCAGCUGAUCCUGAGCCAUGUCGCAGAUGUUGCACAUAGAGAUUCCCAACUUCGGGAACACCGUUCUGGGCUGCCUGAACGAGCAGCGGCUGCUGGGGCUGUACUGCGAUGUCUCCAUCGUGGUGAAGGGCCAAGCCUUCAAGGCUCACCGGGCGGUGCUGGCCGCCAGCAGCCUCUACUUCCGAGACUUGUUCAGUGGGAACAGCAAAAACGCCUUCGAGCUGCCGGGGACGGUGCCCCCCGCUUGCUUCCAGCAGAUCCUCUCCUUUUGCUACACCGGCAAGCUCACCAUGGCUGCGAGCGAGCAGCUGGUGGUGAUGUACACGGCGGGCUUCCUGCAGAUCCAGCACAUCGUGGAGAAAGGGACAGACUUGAUGUUCAAGGUGAGCUCUCCCCACUGUGACUCUCAGACCGCCAUGAUCGAAGACCCCAGCUCGGAGCCGCAGAGCCCCUGCAACCAGCUGCAGUCGGCCUCGGCGCCCUACGUCAUGUCCCCCUCCAUGCCCAUCCCGCUCCUCACCCGCGUCAAGCACGAGAACCUGGAGCUGCAGGCGGCCGCCGUGCCCGGCUUGGCAGCCAAGCGGCCCCUCGAGCCGGCCGCCCGGGACGGCGCGGGAGGCGGUGGCCCCGCCGCCGGCCCGCUGAAGCUGUCCCGCGUCUCCUACUACGGGGUGCCCAACCUGGCCACCCUCCUGCCCAACGUGCAGCAGGUGCAGUACUCGCAGGGGGAGCGGACCAGCCCCGGCGCCAGCAGCAUUCCCACCACUGACAGCCCCACGUCCUACCACAACGAGGAGGACGAGGAAGACGACGAGGCGUACGACACCAUGGUGGAGGAGCAGUACGGGCAGAUGUACAUCAAGUCCUCGGGAGGCUACUCUGUUGCUCAAGAAAAGCCAGAGCAGAUCCCGCUGGAGAACCGCUCCUGUGUCCUCAUACGCCGGGAUUUAGUUGCUCUCCCAGCCAGUCUUAUCAGUCAAAUUGGAUACCGCUGCCACCCAAAACUCUACUCAGAGGGAGAUCCUGGAGAGAAACUCGAGCUCGUUGCAGGCUCAGGUGUUUACAUCACGCGGGGGCAGCUGAUGAAUUGCCACUUAUGUGCCGGUGUCAAACACAAGGUCCUCCUGAGACGUCUUCUGGCCACGUUCUUUGAUCGGAACACCCUUGCCAAUAGCUGCGGAACUGGAAUCCGGUCCUCCACCAGCGACCCUAGCAGGAAGCCCCUGGACAGCAGGGUCCUUAAUGCAGUGAAAUUGUAUUGUCAGAAUUUUGCCCCGAGCUUUAAGGAAAGCGAGAUGAAUGUUAUAGCGGCCGAUAUGUGCACCAACGCCCGCCGGGUCCGCAAGCGCUGGCUCCCGAAGAUUAAGUCCAUGCUGCCGGAGGGGAUGGAGAUGUACCGCACGGUCAUGGGCUCCACCACAAACAGUGUCCCCCUGGAUCCCGAAUUCCAGCCCAACUCUGCUCAGGUCUUUGAGCAGCGAAUCUAUGCAGAAAGGAGGAGCGAUUCAGGAACUAUAGUAGCUCUGAGAACUAACACGGUGAACGUAGAUCUAAGCAAUGGAUCCAGCCAGUCCUUUGAACAGAGCGAGGAUGCCGAAGGGGCUGGCUCUGUUAUACAAGAGGCAGCUGCCACAGAUGCUAUGGCAUCGGAUACCCAAAGCACUCCGCAACCUUUUGAACAAGGUUCUGGCUCCUCCAGCCGGCCCGAAACUCCGGUGAGAAGACAAGAUGGUACUUACGGAGGGACUUUAUAAAGAGAGCAAACGUUUUGUGACCUAUAAGGGAUCUGUAAUACUAAAGCUGCUUGCAUGCAUUACUAAUACAAAACAAAAAUGUGAUCAAGCCACUUACCUACUGAACUGCUACUGUUGCCUGAAAAAAAUGUGAUUUUUAUUCUGCUUGUAUUUAAAAUUUAUGAAGGAAAUAAUCGCAUUCGUUAUACUGUAAACGACUAGGUCUGUGGCGACCUACUUAAAAAAAGAAAAAACUAUUGGGCUCCUUUUUUGAUAUUCCUGAGGUUAGUCUAUAAGAUUGUAGCUUUUUCCUUUUUUUUUUCCUUUUUUUUUUUUUUUUUAAGAAGGGGAGGAGAAAAGCUAGACACCCCCCCAACCACCCCCGCCAUCACCACCCCAUCCAUUACUCAGCUCAGAAGUAAAGCCAUCGUUAACCUUUUCCUUGAAAAGAGAGUUUCACCGUCGCUUCACAGGAAAGCAAGAUGUGUUAGGGUACGAGUGGUUUGACUGGCAAGGAUUUUCUCUCGCGGAACGGCUCUAGCCAAGUGGCACAGGGUGGGGGAAAUUGUUCAACGCUUCUGUCGGUGGAAGGUCGGCGAAGGACCCGGCGCAGGGAGCGGGGGCUGCCCCCGCGUCCAGGCGUGCGUGCAGGGAGGAUGCGUGGGCUGCAGGCUGAGCCCUGCCCUUUUUCCUUUGGUGUUGUUUCUCGAUGCGGCUGGGUUCUGGGUUUCGUUCCUCUCGCUCUCCCGCCCCGAGCGGCUUCUUGUCUGCUUCUCCUUGCUCGGCGCCCCAUGGGGGGGCUGCCAAAGCCGCGUCCUUUGGUGGCUGCCGUAGGCUGGGACCUUGCUGGGGCCAGCAGUCUGCUCUUCCGUCUUUAGCCGCAGUGUAUUGGGUACAAAAAGGGUCGUUUUGUGUAUUUUUUUUUUUUUUAAUUAGCUUUGUGCCCCUCCAUGAAGUGGUCACUGGGAGGAGGAGGCGUUUCGCCUCUGGCUCGUCCUCCAGACAGGCCCUCCUGGGAAGAAGCCCUGUGUGAUUUAUCCGCCUGCUUGUGGUUCAGAGCUGCUGUCCCCGGGCUGGGCUGCCUGCGGAUACCCAGCUGGGCGAGGACAGAUCCACGAGAGCACCCAGCCAUGCUGCGGGGCAUCCCCCGAGGGCUCUCGUUCCAUCGUCCCCAAAGCCACGGCUCGGUGCAGCCUUGCUGCCCGGCCCCAUACACCCCAGCUUGGGAUGGGGAAAUACGGGGUGCCUGUGGGCACCAGGCUCGUGCGUGAUGAUGCUGAGGAUGGGGGCAGCCAUGUGAAAGCCAAGUAUGGCUUUUUUUUUUAUUAUUAUUUUUUUUUUUUUACUGUGACUAACAGGCCUGCUUUAAAGGUAUUUACAGUUUGUCCUGUAAUAAGUGUGGAUCUCUGAACAAGUGCACAAAUAGUCACUUUUGAAGGCUCCUGUGGCUGUGUUCUUCUUUUCUUUCCUGCUUUGGUUCCUGAAUCCAGACAGCGCUUUGCUCAGGGUUUUCUUCCGUCUUUGUGUUUGAGUUAGGGAAGGGGAGGGGUGAGAGGCUGACCCAGCCUUUGGCCGCGUGUUUUGUUUUCUUCGAUACUUGAAGCUGUUUUUUUGCAUCGUGAUAACGAAGCUGUCCGGCACUUCGUGCGUUCCACUGCUCUUUGCCCUCAGACAAAUGAACGCCGGGCUCCUCUCUGCCUCCCCCUCGCCCCGCGGUGUGGCCGGGCUCGGGGGGCAGCCGGUGCCCCCGGCCCCGCGUGCGGAGCCGGGCGCGAUGCCGCAGGGCCACGGGACCGGCACAGCCCGGGCCUUGUUUGCACUUUACCCACGUCAAACGAAACGCCCGCGGCCGUGGGCAGCGGGUGGGCAGCGGGAAGGGUUCUCCUCCCCUUCGGCACUUUGGGGCUCCCGGGCGGCUCAAGGUGUCCUGGACCAAACCAGCUCCCAGACGGGCGUCCCCGGGGGACAGCGGCAGCAGUACUUGAAUGGCUUAGGACAGAGAAUCUGAAGAGAGUCGAGUUGCACAGUGAAAAUAUAUAUUUUUAUACCUAGCACAACUUCCUGUAUAUUUUUGGGGUUCUUUCUUUCAUUUUUUCUUUCUUUCUUUUUUUUUUCCUUUUUUUUUUUUUUUUGAUUUGGGUUUGUUUGUUUUAUUAAUUAUUAUUAUUAGGAAGGCAAACUUCUAAAAUGUGAAGGGCGUUGGGUUUUUCCUUAUCUGGUAGAUGAGGGCAAGCAUUUUGCACUAAUGUUUCCUGUGUGUGGAGGAUUAAUGAUAUGUUUGAAAAUGUUAUAUGGAUAAUGAUUGUAUUCUUCCGAAAAACAAAACAAAAAAAGUAACCCCUUUAAAAUACUGAAUGUAACAUGAGAACAGAGCAGUCCAUCGAUUGUAUGCGGCUUUCCUGAGUGCCUUAGAAUUUUUUGAUCAUUUUUUUCCAAGGAAAACAAAUUAAGAAAAUCAGAUCAUAACCGACUCCUUCCUCCUCUUUGUUUACGACACUAUAUUAAAUUAUAGAACUUGGGGCUGCUUUAUAAUGUGAAUAGGAAACUGCAUUCAUCUAGGUCUGAUAGUGUAAAAUCGAAGCAUCAGUAUUUAUGGUAUGUCUGCACCUUUAUUCCUAUGCUUGACUAUUAGCAAUAUUACAUGUAUAUUAUAUAUCUAAAGUUAUACCAAGCACCUUUAAAGAAAUUGCAGCGUGAGCGUACGAGCUCCGCGCAGCCGCCGUGGCGCGUGGCCGCCGGCCCCCGUCCCCCCCGUGGCACCGGGUCUCCCCGUGCCGUCCCUGUGCCGCCGCUUGCUGAAGGGCUGCAUGGCCUUCGGCCUCGCCGCCACGCUCCUCAUGCUUCGGCUGAUGCUUGGGGACGGUGCCCGCGGUGGCGGUGGCUCCGGUGCUGGUGGGCACGGGGGCGAUGACGGCGGGGCAGGGCCGGCUCGUGGGGUGCCUGGGAUGGGGGUCCCGUGGUCGUGGGGCUCGCCGCGCACCGCUUCACGCCUCCGAGCGCCGCAUCGCGGGCGUGGUGCUCUGCGAAGGACUGGCGGCGCCUGUCCUCGGCCGCUUUACUGCUAAGGUUUUGUUCGAUUGCUUAUUUUUAUGGAAAUAACUCGCUGCGAGUGGAGAAGGGUGUAUGGCCCAUUAACCAACUGAAAACUAAGAGACAAGCCCUGUUUGCCUCUGCCGGCAGUAAAUCCUAAACACAAAAUUGAGAGUUCAUAGCUGUCUUGGGCUCCAACUGCUGUUUCAAAGUGUUCCUGCUGUAUAAAUUUGUCAUUUUGUCAGCGAGCAAGCUGCAAACGUGCGUAUUACCCUGCCCGAGACAGCCGGGGCUUGCUGUAAGGUGGCUCUCAAAAUGAGGGAGUUUUGUAGAAAACAAGCAGAAAGUGCCCCAACAGCCGACAAACUGGAUCCGCGAAGUCGAGCGCGCUCGAAUUGGAAAAACCUUCAAGUGUUCUGACGAGUUUCUUCCACUGUAAGCGUUUUGCACACCAUUGUGAUUUUUAUGUCAAAAUAAAAGCCAAAACUUGCAAUACUAUUUUUAGCAGACAAAAAAAUAAAUAAAUAAAUAAAUAAACAACUAAGUAUAAAUGUAUAAAAUAUUUUUGACUUGAACAUUUGGAUGGCACUUGAUUCAAAUAGAACAUUAAUCCUUUGGACAGGAUGUUUGGGAAAAAGGACUUAAAAGUACAAGGUUGUUUUUAAAGCGUCUUCAUAGGGUAUUAAGUAGUACUGUAAUUCAUGACUGUUAAAAAUACUUUCUGUGCUGUAAGAAAAAUCUCACAGUACCACUGAAUUAUGUUUCUCAACUGUCUCAGCCACGAAAGAUGCUAGCUUUUUUUUUUUAUCGUGCAUUAUUCACUAGUAUUUAUGUGCUCUUACUCUGUAUAGUUAAGACUGUUAUUUUGUAGCCAUGGCUGACACGAUAUAUCAGUAACUAAAAAAAAGAAAAAGGAUUAAGGACCCCCCCCCAGUUGAAACUGUGCUCAUAGCUGUUUUCAUAUGAUGAAAAAUCCAUUAAAAAAAAAAAAAACAAACAACAAAAACGUGAUCAUUAAUUGUAAAACGCUUUGUAAAAUUCACAUUUACAAAAUAAUAAAGUAAAUUACAAUUAAAAGCC
This is a messenger RNA of Cygnus olor (mute swan), 10193 nucleotides long. RefSeq names its product NACC family member 2 (gene NACC2). Gene Ontology annotation, molecular function: protein binding; DNA-binding transcription factor activity, RNA polymerase II-specific; RNA polymerase II cis-regulatory region sequence-specific DNA binding. The record is from RefSeq and is a predicted model, not a curated record. Gene Ontology annotation, biological process: regulation of transcription by RNA polymerase II. The transcript is spliced from 6 exons. The coding region runs from base 4368 to 6104 and encodes 578 amino acids. Lineage: Eukaryota; Metazoa; Chordata; Aves; Anseriformes; Anatidae.